Molecule: messenger RNA, 3861 nt
Organism: Xenopus laevis (African clawed frog)
Lineage: Eukaryota; Metazoa; Chordata; Amphibia; Anura; Pipidae
Gene: atg16l1.L
Product: autophagy related 16 like 1 L homeolog
Exons: 18
Coding region: 103-1926 (607 amino acids)
Biological process (GO): autophagosome assembly
Cellular component (GO): phagophore assembly site membrane; Atg12-Atg5-Atg16 complex; autophagosome membrane
Molecular function (GO): protein-membrane adaptor activity
Source: RefSeq, a predicted model, not a curated record
GUUAUGUUACGUCAUCGAGAUGCGACGCAGGUGCCGGAUCCGAAGCAGGGAUGUAAUAUCAUGGCGGCUAUGGGGCUGGUACCUUGAAGCACAUCAGGGGUGAUGGCAGCAAGUUGCAGGACUCCCGCUUAUCCUUCCUGGAGGCUUCACAUCGCCAGUGAGCUGAGUCGGCGAGACCGGGAGCAGAGACAGGUGUUUGAGGAGCUCAUCUUACAGUAUAACCGGCUGCUGGAAAAGUCAGACCUUCAGUCUGUUUUGGCUGACAAGCUGCAAACAGAGAAAUAUGAGCAGCAGAGCCGCCAUGACAGCAGCCCAGGUCCAGAUGGGAUGCGUAAUGAUGCGAUACUGCAGGACAUGGCCCAGAUGAGGAUAAAACACCAGGAGGAACUUACCGAACUUCAUAAGAAAAGAGGGGAGCUCGCUCAAACAGUUAUAGAGCUGAACAAUCAGAUGCAACAAAAAGACAAAGAAAUCCAAGCAAAUGAAGAAAAGAUAUCUAAGUACUUGCAGACAAUCCAAGAUCUGGAAACUGAAUGCCAGGACUUAAGGAACAAACUGCAAGAACUUGAACGUGCCAAUCAGACCCUCAAAGACGAGUACGACGCUCUGCAGAUAACAUUUACUGCUCUGGAAGAUAAAUUACGGAAGACUACAGAGGACAACCAGGAGCUGGUGUCACGCUGGAUGGCAGAGAAAGCUCAAGAGGCCAAUAAGCUUAAUGCAGAGAAUGAGAAGGACUCAAAGAGAAGACAGGCCCGACUUCAGAAAGAGCUAGCUGAAGCAGCCAAGGAACCUUUGUCUUUUGAUCAUGAUGAUGAUAUAGAGGUGCUGAAUGAUAAUGCAGACCCUGUGGGAGACGGUGCUGGUGCACAAGCCACAGGCCGGAUCAUCAGUAAGCGAAACUCUCAACCUGCCGCAGGAGGCCUCCUGGACUCUAUCACUAAUAUCUUCGGGAGACGGUCCUUAAAUUCUUUCCCUACCUCGCACGACUGUGCAGAUUCCCAGGCAGCUGGAAACAGAGAGGUCAGGGUUCCGGCUACAGCGGUUUAUUCAUUUGAUGCUCAUGAUGGAGAAGUUAAUGCUGUGCGAUUCAGCCCAGGCUCCCGUUUACUGGCAACAGGUGGAAUGGACCGGAGGGUGAAACUCUGGGAUGUUAUUGGAAAUAAAUGUGAGGCAAAGGGUUCAUUAACAGGCAGCAAUGCAGGCAUCACCAGCAUAGAGUUUGACAGCGCUGGUUCCUACCUUUUGGCUGCUUCAAAUGACUUUGCAAGUAGAAUCUGGACAGUGGAUGAUUACAGACUUCGGCAUACUCUAACUGGACAUAGUGGGAAAGUACUAUCUGCCAAAUUCCUGCUGGACAAUGCCCGCAUUGUGUCUGGAAGUCAUGAUAGGACGUUGAAGUUGUGGGAUCUGCGCAGCAAAGUUUGCAUUAAGACAGUGUUUGCUGGUUCUAGCUGUAAUGACAUUAUUUGCACGGAGCAGUGUGUUAUGAGUGGUCACUUCGAUAAAAAGAUUCGGUUUUGGGAUAUAAGAACAGAAUGUAUCGUGCGAGAACUGGAGUUGCAGGGCAAAAUCACGGCUCUAGAUUUGAAUCCUGAAAGGACACAGCUACUUAGCUGUUCUCGGGAUGACCUUAUCAAAAUCACUGACUUGCGUGCCAAUGCUGUGCAACAAACCUUCAGUGCCCCAGGGUUUAAGUGUGGAUCAGACUGGACUCGGGUUAUAUUUAGCCCUGAUGGCAAUUAUGUGUCGGCUGGUUCGGCAGAAGGAACACUUUAUUUCUGGAAUGUCCUUACAGGAAAAAUGGAGAGGAUGUUUAGCAAACAACACAGUUCAUCUAUCAAUGCUGUGGCUUGGUCACCUUCUGGGACACACGUGGUCAGCGUUGACCGAGGAAGCCGUGGAGUCUUGUGGUCUGACUUUUGAUUCCAUUUGUGGUUUUAACUAUUUCCGUGAGGUCGGUGGCACAAUGAAGAUGUGGCCAUACGCUCCUCGUGUUUGUGAUGGGUCAGAGUGCCAACACCGAGCUUUCUUCUGUGAACUCAUUGAUGUUUGGCAGCAAGCGUUCCUGAAGAUGAAGCUUGGGUUGUCUUCACACCUCUGGCAGGAGUCAUUCAAAUCUAUUAUUCAUUUAAAUAGGCAAGAAAUACAUAAGGCUUCAGAUUUAAAGCCACCUUUCACCACACCUUGUUUGAAUUAAGGAGUAGCAAUGGGACGUUUGCUUUGAAUAUUUCCACAUGAAUUUUGAAACCGCUAUAGGCCGAAAACUGUUCCAAAAGUUCUUGCGUAACUCCUUCUGUUUACUGCUAAAAACCAAUUUAUACCCAUACAUCUGGUCAUCCCUACUGCCAGCUGAUCCUGAUUAUUGUGGUGCAAACUAUAACCAGAGAUAAAUCCUUUAUUUUUGAUAUUUAUCCAGCAGCAAUAUUUUAUUUAAUUUUUUUUUUUUCGGUUAAUGCUUUAAAGGUAUACUGUCAUGGGGGAAAUAUAAAAUUCAAAACACAUUAGGUAAUAGUGCUGCUCCAGCAGAAUUCUGCAUUUCUCAACAGAGUAAACAAAUUUUUGUUUUUUGUUUUUUGUUUUUUGUUUUUUUUUAUUUAAUUUUAAAAUCUGACAUGGGACUAGAUCUGUCAAUUUCCCAGCUGCCCCCAGUCAAGCGACUUGUGCUCUGAUCAACUUCAAUCUUUACUGCUGUACUGAAAGUUGGCGUGUUAUCACCCCCCCCCCCCCCCAGCAGCCACAACAGAACAAUGGGAAGUAAACAGAGAGCAGCUCCCUGACACAAGAUAACAGCUGCCUGGUAGAUAUAAGAACAACACUCAAUAGUAAAAAUACAGGUCCCACUGCGACACUGAGUAGGAGAAACAGCAGCCUGCCAGAAAGCAGUUCCAUCCUAAAGUGCUGGCUCUUUCUGGAAGCACAUGACCAGGCGAAAUGACCUGAGAUGGCUGCCUACACUCCAAUAUUACAACUUAAAAAAAAAAAAAUACACUUUUUGAGUUGAGAAUAAAAUUUUACAUGGUAGAGUGAAUUAUUGGCGUGGAAUUUAGAAAAUGAAAAACUACACCAUAAAAAUCAUGACAGAAUCCCUUUAAGCCAAUACAUUUUUGGUGUGGGUGCACCAAUGAUUGAUCAGAUACUGAAAAAUCCGUGUGAAAUUUUGCCAAUUCCAGACAUCUUUAAAGUGCUUUCAUGUCAUUGCGCUACUGUGUGACGCAGGCUUAGCUGUAAGUUCAUCAGUGGGACUUUCAUUGAACGGCCCAGUGUAUCAUUACGAAAGAGACCGGGAUUUUGUAUCUAGAAAUAGUGUCCAGAGCUUGUUCUUGCCAAUGUAAUCGUUACCACUUUGCUAAUCUAUUUACAUUUCAGUUAUGGCUCAUAAUAUAAUGUGCUACUUUCUGAUAUGAUGUUGGUUUUCUGUUGAACAAAUACACUCUUCUAUACGGUUUACAUUGUGCUAUUGCAGUGCCACCGCACAGACCCACCAAUGGGGGUUUCCCCUAAUAAAUCUCUCCAGUAUAUUUAUUAUACAAAUGAUUUUGUAAAUAGUAAAACUAAUUAAUUAUUGUAGGAUUCCAACAUUUACCUGGAUAUUAGACCGACUGUUCAUUCUAGACCAUGUUUCCUAAAGGAGGCAAAAAGCACAUUUGAAUUCCCACACGCACGCUUUAGUAGACUCCAUGUUAUGCGCUGCUUGUUCUGUAAGGGUUUGCGUUCAGAGAAUGAGACAUUGUAUCUCCCAGGAAAGCUGCUGUUAUGGAGGGCGUCUCUGCUCCAUGUCUGUUGGGUUUUUAUGAUUUGUUCAUAACUGCUGGUUUGCACAGGACACUUUGUAAAAUAAACUUGCUCUGUCGGUUCGAA